AUGAUGCGCCACUCUAAAAACUGUACUGCUCAUACUGUUUAUACAUAUUACGAGAGGAAAAAUGAUGCUCGCAGAUCAGGCUUUGGUACACAGGAAAUCCGUUUGGGAAAGGAUUCAGUGAAAGCUCUUGAUUGUUGCUGUCUUUCUCUGCAGCCAGCAAAAGAUCCUGUGGUUACAACUGAUGGAUUCCUUUAUGACCGAGCAGUUAUCUUGGAAUAUAUUGUUAGUCAGAAAGCUGAGACACAACGAAAAAUUAAACUGUAUGAAAAACAGAAAGCUCGUCUAGACGCUGAGGCUAAAUUGUUCAUCAAGGCCGAAAAAGAAGAAGUAGCCCGACGCUUUUUAUCACUGAAUACUUUAGACACUCAUUCACAAGCGUCUGCACAAGCAGCUGAAGCAGAGGCUCUCGCCUCCCUAUCCCAUAAACGCAGUGGUGUGGCUGAAAAGAGUUCCUGUUUUUGGGCUCCCUCUGGCACAUCAGAUCAGAAGUUUGACAAGGAACUUAUGAGUGAACCCGACAAAAUUGUACGCUGCCCGAUGAGCGGCAAACCUCUGAAGUACAAAGAUCUAGUCGGUGUAAAGUUCACCAACUUUGAAGAUGAUUCUGAAGUCAUGGGGUUCAGUCAGGCUAAACCAACGAACCGCGAAGUUAAAUAUUGUUGUGCAGUUUCCAAAGAUCCACUUACAAACGCAACUGUUCGUGUUGUUCUUAAGACUUCUGGUGCGGUUGUCACUAAAGAAGUCGUGGAUACUGUGAUAAAAAAAGAGAUGAUUGACCCGAUUAGUGGGAAAAAAAUGAAGACGGAUGACUUCAUCGAACUGCAAAGGGGGUCCCUUGGUUUUGCUGAUGAGAGAACAUUAUUAACUGCUAAACGUGUCAGGCCUUCUAUGCAAACUUGAGACUUUCAUUU
Trichobilharzia szidati is the source of this 911-nucleotide messenger RNA. The record is from the annotation of a GenBank genome assembly. Lineage: Eukaryota; Metazoa; Platyhelminthes; Trematoda; Strigeidida; Schistosomatidae.